CACAGAACCAACAAUCCAACAUUCACAGUGCCGCUCGGUACUUGCUGCUCUUGCGGCACAGUCCAUGAGUGGCUAUUUUGAGCCUCAUUUCUUCCGUAAGUCACACAAGAAUCUCACUUUCAUCUCCAUCGAUUGUCCCAGAACCGAUGAACCCUCAGUUACAGUCACCAUCUUCUCUGCUGCCAACGGCGUAAGGGCCAUGAACAUUCCACGCCGACCAGUGCCUACGACUCCCAGGGCUGGGAGCGACCGACGGACCGCCUUUCCCUCGAAUGGCACGACAAUCUUGACCGAGUUCGAGGAACCUGAGAAUGAGCCCUUCAUCCACUCUCACGAUGCGGAAAGUCGCAAUUUGGAUCCCGCAAACCUCGAACAUGUGACCGAAUCAAAUCUGAAGCCGCAUGGUAGAAUCAGUAUUCGCACUCCAACAAGCUACCAGAGCCUCUCGCUGCCAUCCAUCAAAGACUAUCCUCUCAGCGACCAUUACAGUUGGCGACCAACUACCUUGGGAGGGAUCUACCUUUUCUUACUUGGCUUCAUCUCGACAGCUCUCGCCAUAGUCGUUAUCCUUUUGACCUGGUUAUCCUGGUCGCGCAGCGGACUAGGUGACGACAACGGCACUUCCAUACUUCUUUUUGGCUGGAGGUUCACACCAACACUUGUGGCUGUCCUCAUUGUCAUCUUAGAGUCUCUCUUGAUCGAAGAUGUGCGCCGUACGGAGGUAUUUUCCAGGUUGUCGAGUCCUUCUCCGGAAAAUGCAGCAACUACUGUGUUAUUAGGCUCUCGUUCCUGGUGGCAUGAUCCGAUGGAUGCCUUGAGCCGCAGGAAAAACGGCGGUCGCUGGAGUCAGACAUUGUUCUAUGCAGCCUUCAUGAACAUCAUUGGGUCCUUUGUUCUGUCUCCACUGUCAGCAGCGUUUUUCUCGUCCGAACUGACCCUUAUGUCACAAAGCAUCGAGUUCGCGACCUUCAAAUCGAUACAAAAUUCUACUUUCAGUAUCAGCCCAGAUGAUGAGACAUACUUUAGAAGUGUGUCAGCAUUGGUCUUGAAUCUGAGUACCUCGGUCUGGCUGACAGACAACUAUGCCAUCACUCCGUUUUGGCCGACGACGUUGAACGAAGUGCCGCUAGGAGCUACAGUGCCUGAAGCAUCUCAGAACUGGACUGCAGAAGUGCCAGUUCUCCAAGCUCAACUGAGUUGCAUGCCAAUGACGCUCUCCAACCUAGGUCUAACGUCCUUCCAGCUCUCAUCCUCCGACGGUUGCCAGGUCGGAAUUGAAGUGGCUGUCGGGCCACCACCAGUUUCGAGCGCACUUGAAAGUGCUCCUGAUAACGAAGAGGAGGUAGCAACCUAUUAUCCAAUUAUGGAAGAAGGUGCUUGGUGGGUCAAUACCGGCAUAUCGACGUCAAACUUCUCUACGAUCACAGAAUCAAUCACAAAUAAUCAAACAUCUUUGGUCAAUGUAACACAAAACUGCCAAGGCCGUUAUAUUCUAGAUAUCAACACGCCUUUUAAUGCCACCUUCAGCAACGAAUUCAACGAUACAGGAAUUGUCAGUAACACAUCAACGUUCCAACUCCGGAGCUAUCUAUGUAGCACAAGUUAUGUCUCAGCAGAUCUCAACGUCGAUCUUUCCAUCUCGGCUCCCAAUACUUCAGUUGCCUUUAGUGAGGAAAUGUUCAACAAAAGCACGAACGCCAUUCCUUCGACGAAUUUUGAUUCUGGGAUGUUCAACGACGCUUUCUUCAACAAUUAUUGGAUGAACAAGCUCAAUGUCAGUCAAGAAGGGGGAUCUUAUGUGGGACCUGCGCUCCCACUCGCUGCUAAGUAUGGCUACAAUGUGACAGCUAUGCUUGCCGACCCUGAUCUCAUCUCAACCGCACAACAGGUACUGCAGCGUUUCUUUGGGGAAUCAGUGCUUGCUGCCUUUGGUGAAGCCACGCCUUUGAUCUCACCUCCCCUAGCAGGGUCCAUGACAAUCCAAAAGCAAAGGAUUGUGGCAAGUUCCGGGAUUGGUAUCACUUUGGCCAGCAUACUCUUCCUGACCACAGUCAUGACUUUUCUGGUCUUCUUCCAUUCAAGAGCUUCACGCCGGAAUUUGAACUUAGAUCGAGAUCCUGCACCAGCAGUAGCAAUAGCCUCAUUACUGAAAUCCGAGAAAACGUCCUCUCUGUUCCAAGGUCUUGACGUGUUGCCUGACCCACUGAUCAAGAAAAGGCUAGAGACUUUGACCUUUGCUUUAGAUCGAGGGGGCCUAAUCAUUCAGAAUGAGAACCUCGAGAAAAUUGCUUCGAAGAAAGAUCCACCACCACCCACUAAGACCUACUCAAAGGAUUGGCGUCCAUUUGUCCUCCAAGGCUGGGGCGGCUUGGCACUUCUUCUGGUACUGGCAUUUCUGAUCACAGCCAUCAGUGUUCUCUUCGCCAAGUCUUGGAGCCCUGGACUAUAUGAAGCAGGUCUAGUAUACUCACACGAAGUAAGGUUCAAGAACAACUAUGUUGCUUCUUUGGCUCCAUAUUCCGUUGUUCCCACUCUUGUUGCUAUCUGCAUCAAAUCUUGGUGGAAAGCGCUCGAAAGUGUCUUUAAGCGCGUGCAACCGUAUGUGAGCAUGGCAAAGCACCCCGUUACCAUGUCCACGGGAGCGACAUUGUCCUACAACACCCUUCCACCUGUUUGGUCAGUAUGGAAAGCGGCACGCAAUCGACAUUGGCUACUCGCUUUGGUGUGUGUGGGUGCCGCACUCUUAGAUAUAUGUCUCACAGUAACUAUGUCUGCAUUGUGGGAGCGAAAUAUUGGUAGUCGACGAAGCAGUGUUCAGCUCACUCGAACAUUGAUGCUGCGCGAUGUCCCUGAACUAUUCAAUGUCCCCGUUCCCGCAGAUCCCGAUUCUGGAGACACUGAAACUGCGACGAUAUUGUCACAAUUAUAUGGAGACAGCCAGCAGUAUCUUAGUUGGAUGUAUGGGGCGGUGAAUCAGCUGUCUUAUGCGGGAGCAAAUCUAGCCUGGACAGAGUCAGAUUGGAGCUUCUCGCCUAUAAACAUUACCGCAGCGACGACAUUUGUAAUUUGUUUAGCUAUUCUCGCUUGCUUAGCAGUAAUUACAGUGAUCAUCUUUUUGGUCGAUCAUGAUUACUUCAGAAGGUUGCCCAGGGAUGUCGAUUCACUGGCCUCGGUUCUGGCGUUGGUAUACGACAGUCCGAAAUUACGGGAACUCUUGGAGCAGAAUCAGUUAUUAGGAGGCCCCAAGAAAGCCGCGUCUGGAUACACAGAUCUCAAUAAUGAGGAUACGAAAGCUUUUAUAGGACACUUCACAGGAAGUCAUGGGGAUAUUCGGUGGGGAAUUGAAGUUAUAGACUCGGAAAAUGGGGAUAAGAAGACCAGGCACAACUCUGAUGAUGGUUAUGAAAUGGAAGGGUUGAGAAGAAGGAAAAGAUAA
This is a messenger RNA of Mollisia scopiformis, 3436 nucleotides long. RefSeq lists its product as uncharacterized. The record is from RefSeq and is a predicted model, not a curated record. The transcript has 3 exons. NCBI's taxonomy places the organism in Eukaryota, Fungi, Ascomycota, Leotiomycetes, Helotiales, Mollisiaceae. Bases 65 to 3436 code for a protein of 1123 amino acids.